Ictalurus punctatus (channel catfish) is the source of this 1336-nucleotide messenger RNA. Its product is annotated as BOLA class I histocompatibility antigen, alpha chain BL3-7. The transcript is spliced from 5 exons. Gene Ontology annotation, cellular component: external side of plasma membrane. The record is from RefSeq and is a predicted model, not a curated record. Lineage: Eukaryota; Metazoa; Chordata; Actinopteri; Siluriformes; Ictaluridae. Bases 115 to 1221 code for a protein of 368 amino acids. Gene Ontology annotation, biological process: immune response.
ACUGAACACAGGAGUAUCAGAGGAUCUGUAACUUUCUCUCAGUACAGUGGAAAUUAUUAUCAGUAAAUUAUUAUUAUUUGUGUGUGUUUGUGUGUAAGUUUAGUGUUGUAUUGGAUGAGAGAUUGGAUUAGAUCAGACGGAGGGAUGGCGGGCUUCAGUGCAGUUAUGAAAGCUCUGAUUUUCCUCACAUUUUCUCUCCAUCUUUCAUCAGCAGUCACACACUCCAUGCAGUACAUCUAUACUGGAGUUACACCAGGAGUAAAUUUCCCAGAAUUCACUGCUCUGGGUCAGGUGGAUGGACAGCAGUUUGGUUACUACGACAGUAAGAUCAGGAACUACAUCCCGAAGACGGAGUGGAUACAGAAGGUCAAUGCUGAUGAUCCAGAUUACUGGAACACAAACACACAGACGGAUCAGAGUUGGCAGGAGAGCUUCAAAGUCAAUGUGGAUACACUUAUGCGUCGCUUUAAUCAGACUGCAGGAGUUCACACAGUGCAGUGGAUGUACGGAUGUGAGUGUGAUGAUGACGGCACCACUAGAGGAUACGUGCAGUACGGUUAUGAUGGAGAAGAUUUCCUCAGUCUGGAUCUAAAAACUAAAACCUGGAUCGCUCCGACACCUCAAGCUCUGAUCACCAAGAACAAGUUGGACGCUACAGGAGCUGAGGCUAAUCACUGGAAGAACUAUCUGGAGAACACCUGUAUCGAGUGGUUACAGAAGUACGUGGGUUACGGCAGAGAGACUCUGGAGAGGAAAGUUCCUCCUACAGCGUCAGUGUUCCAGAAACACUCGUCUUCUCCAGAAGUGGUGUGUCACGCUACAGGUUUCUUCCCCAAAACAGUGAUGAUCACCUGGCAGAAGGACGGAGAGGACGUGCAUGAGGACGUGGAGCUCAGAGAGACGUUACCCAACCAGGAUGGAAGCUUCCAGAAGAGAAGCAUUCUGACAGUCUCAGCUGAGGAUCUGCAGAAACACACCUACACCUGCGUGAUUCAGCACAGCAGCUUGGAGAAGGAGAUAGUGCUGCCUGUGAGCGAGCGCCGAAUCCUGAAUCCUGGUGGAGCUCUGAUCGGUAUCAUCGUUGGUGUAGUCGCGGUUCUCCUGGUUCUCGUUGCCGUUGUUGCUGGAAUUGUGGUCUGGAAGAAGAAGAACUCUGGUGAGAGGAGGAAGGAGGCAGAUGUGAAGUUCUCAGAGAACAGAUUUACACUUUCUAAUUCUUGAAAGGGGAUUUGAUGAAUAUUUGACAUAUUUUUAAGCUUUAACUGAUAAAUUAGACGAGACAAUAAGCUGAUAUUGACUAAUUGUCUCGUGAAACCAAACCCAGUCCACAGAUUUU